AUGAUUUGGGCGGUCCUAGAGUUGUUCCGUCUGAAGAUAAACGCAACAGCUACAGAGAUCCUUGAGUCAGCUCCAUGUGGCGGUGAAGAAACAAAGGGAGAUGAAGGCGUUAUAAACUAUGACGAUGGAACCAGAGAGAGGCGGAGAGUGCUAGCUGCAUCUCAAUCUCAUAUGUGGACUGGAUCAAAGAAACGGACGAAACGGACUGAUGCAUUGAGGGUAUUGGUGGAAAUGAUAUGCAGCUUUUUUCUCAGCUCGUGGACAGGAGUUGUCAUAUAUCACAGGCCACGGCCUAGCAUCCGUCCUAAGCAGGAUUUAUGCAAAGCACAAUAUUGGAGAGCAUCUUAUAUCUGGUUCCAUCGUUCCGAGGUGAUGCUUGGAUACUUUUUAGCAGCCUCUCGACAAGACUCCAAGAGCAAACCAUCUAAUUAA
This is a messenger RNA of Thlaspi arvense, 432 nucleotides long. Lineage: Eukaryota; Viridiplantae; Streptophyta; Magnoliopsida; Brassicales; Brassicaceae. The record is from the annotation of a GenBank genome assembly.